Lodderomyces jiufengensis is the source of this 3453-nucleotide messenger RNA. RefSeq names its product RSC chromatin remodeling complex ATPase subunit. Gene Ontology annotation, biological process: positive regulation of transcription by RNA polymerase II. Gene Ontology annotation, cellular component: nucleus. The transcript has a single exon. The coding region runs from base 1 to 3453 and encodes 1150 amino acids. NCBI's taxonomy places the organism in Eukaryota, Fungi, Ascomycota, Pichiomycetes, Serinales, Debaryomycetaceae. The record is from RefSeq and is a predicted model, not a curated record. Gene Ontology annotation, molecular function: DNA binding; ATP binding; ATP-dependent chromatin remodeler activity.
AUGAAUGGUGGUUUAUCAACAAUAAAUGGGAAUGGAACCACUCUAGAAAAAUCCCAAUUCCAAUAUCCGCAAACCAAAUCAGAAUUAAAUUAUUUACUUGAUCAAUAUUAUAAAUUAUUAAUUGGAUCUAAAAGAAUAAAUGAUGAAUAUCUGAAAAAUGAUCCAUAUCUAGAAGACAAAAAAGAAAUUGAGAAAAUAUUGGGAGAUAUUACUAAAAAACAAAAGGAAUAUGAAAAAGAGGAGGAAUUGUUUUUAAGUGGUUUACGACUGGAAGAAGAUUUAGAUCUUUCACUAUUUUCAAAACAAUUAGCUGGGUUUGGGUUAUUAUCAAAAGAUUAUGAUUUACCAGAAAGUUUACAAUUACAAUUUGGUGGUACCGAAGAGAAUUCAAACAUUGAUGAAGUUGUAAAUGAGUUAACCACUACCAAAAUAGAUUUUGAAGAAAGAGCUAGCUCUGCAGGUAUAACAUCAACUACAAUAGAUGGAGUAGAUUUAAAAUAUGGAUUACUUGAUAAUAAUUAUUAUAGAGAAAGAAUUAUAAAUAAUAAAAUAUCCCAAAGAAUUAAGGAGCUUGAAAAUUUACCAGCUAAUAUAAGUGGGUUUGAUUCUGAUCUAAAACAAAAGGCAAUUAUAGAAUUAAAAUCUUUAAGAGCACUUGCAAAUCAAAAAAAGCUCAAAAACCUUAUACUAUCUCAAAAUUCAAUGCAAGUCAAAUAUAAUCAUCCAAAUUUAAAAGAUGUUCCAAUAUGUUUAUCAGAAAAAAGACAAUUUGGUAUUAGACCCAAAAUUGAACAACCACAUCCAGAAUUAUUAGCUAUUCAAUUACAAAAACUCAAGAAACAAGAAGCAAAAGAAUUAAAACGUCAAUUACAAAAAGUUAAAAUUGAUCAAAUUAUAGAAAAUUCUAAUAAUAAAAUUGAAAAAAAUUUUAUUUUAGAUAAUUAUAGAAAUACUUAUUUAGUAAAACAAAUUAAUAAUUAUCAUCAAAUUACGGAGAAAGAAGAGAGUAAAAAAUCAGAGAAAAAUGCAAAACAAAGAUUACAAGCUUUGAAAGCAAAUGAUGAAGAAGCUUAUUUGAAGUUGUUAGAUGAAACUAAAGAUCAUAGAAUUACUCACUUACUUAAACAAACUAAUCAAUUUUUGGAUUCUUUGACUGAACAAGUGAAACAACAACAAGAUGAAGCAAAUGGUGUUGUUUCGGAAGUUGUGGAAAAACCAGAAGUGCUAGAUGCUAAGGAGGAAUUACGUGAUAAAACUGAUUAUUAUGAAGUUGCUCAUAAAGUUAAAGAGGAGGUUGUAGAACAACCUAGUAUAUUAGUGGGUGGUAAAUUAAAAGAAUAUCAAAUGAAGGGAUUAGAAUGGAUGGUUUCGUUGUAUAAUAACCACUUGAAUGGUAUUUUGGCAGAUGAAAUGGGUUUAGGUAAAACUAUACAAUCGAUUUCUUUGGUAACUUAUUUAAUUGAAAAAAAGCAUGAAUCAAAAUUUUUAGUGAUUGUUCCAUUAUCCACCAUAACCAAUUGGACAUUGGAAUUUGAGAAAUGGGCACCAUCAGUAAAGGUAGUUGUAUAUAAAGGUUCCCAACAACAAAGAAAAUCGAUGCAAUCGGAAAUUAGAUUUGGUAAUUUCCAAGUUAUGUUAACCACGUACGAGUAUGUUAUUAGGGAACGUUUAUUAUUAGCAAAAUUUCAUUAUUCUCAUAUGAUUAUUGAUGAAGGUCAUAGAAUGAAGAAUUCAAAUUCAAAAUUAUCACAAACUUUAAGACAGUACUAUAAGACAAAAAAUAGAUUAAUAUUGACUGGUACUCCUCUACAAAAUAAUUUACCUGAAUUAUGGGCAUUGUUGAAUUUUGUUUUACCGAAAAUAUUUAACUCAGUAAAGUCAUUUGAUGAAUGGUUUAAUACUCCUUUUGCAAAUACUGGAACUCAAGAAAAAGUUGAAUUAACUGAAGAAGAAUCGCUUUUAGUUAUUAGAAGAUUACAUAAAGUUUUGAGGCCAUUUUUAUUGAGGAGGUUGAAAAAAGAUGUGGAAAAAGAUUUACCAGAUAAAGUCGAAAAAGUUCUAAAAUGUAAUUUAUCUGGGUUACAAUAUGUGCUUUAUCAACAAAUGUUGAAACACAAUGCAUUAUUUGUUGGUGCUGAAGUUGGUGGUGCUAAAAGUGGAAUCAAGGGACUUAACAAUAAAAUAAUGCAAUUGAGAAAAAUUUGUAAUCAUCCAUUUGUUUUUGAAGAAGUUGAAACCGUUUUAAAUUCCACGAGGUUAACAAAUGAUCUCAUAUGGAGAACUAGUGGGAAAUUUGAAUUAUUAGAUAGAGUACUACCAAAAUUUCAAAAAUCAGGUCAUCGUGUACUUAUGUUUUUCCAAAUGACUCAAAUUAUGGAUAUUAUGGAAGAUUUUUUAAGGUAUAGAGAAAUGACUUAUCUUAGAUUAGACGGGUCAACAAAGGCUGAUGAACGUCAAGAUAUGUUGAAAGUUUUUAAUGCUCCUGAUUCUGAAUAUUUUUGUUUCUUAUUAUCUACAAGAGCUGGUGGAUUGGGGUUGAAUUUACAAACUGCUGAUACCGUAAUUAUAUUUGAUACUGAUUGGAACCCUCAUCAAGAUUUGCAAGCUCAAGAUAGAGCUCACAGAAUAGGUCAAAAAAAUGAAGUUCGUAUAUUAAGAUUAAUUACAAAUGAUUCAGUUGAAGAAGUGAUAUUGGAAAGAGCACAUCAAAAAUUGGAUAUUGAUGGUAAAGUUAUUCAAGCUGGUAAAUUUGAUAAUAAAUCAACUGCGGAGGAACAAGAAGAAUUUUUAAAGAAAUUGUUGGAAGCUGAUGCCACAGGAGGAGAUAAUGAUGAAAAUGAUUCUUUAGAUGAUGAAGAAUUAAAUGAAAUUUUAGCAAGAAGUGAAGAAGAAAAAAUUAUGUUUAACGAAAUGGAUAAACAAAGAGGUGGAGGUGCACGUCUUAUAACGCAGUCUGAAUUACCUAAAAUAUUCACAGAGGAUGUUUCUCACCAUUUUGAACCAAAUGUUAAAGAAUUAGGUAGAAUGAGAGAAAAGAAAAAAGUUAUGUAUGAUGAUGGAUUAAGUGAAGCUCAAUGGUUAAAAGCAAUGGAUGAUGAUGAAGAUACUGUUGAAGAAGCUAUCGCAAGAAAGAAGAGAAAAUUAGAACCUGAAUAUCAACUGGUGAUUGAUCAAAUAAUGGAAUUAAAAGAUCCAAACGACGAGCAUUUGGUCAGCGAUAUAUUUUUACAACUUCCAAGUAGAAAAUUGUAUCCAGAUUAUUAUAAAAUCAUUACAAAUCCAAUUUCAAUAAAUCAAAUUCAGAAAAAAGUAAAUCAAGAUUAUUAUUCAAGCACUGAAGAAUUUUUAGCUGAUUUGAAACAAAUGUGUAUUAAUGCUAAAACUUAUAAUGAAGAAGGUUCUUUUGUUUAUUCUGAUGCUUUAAUAUUGGAAGAAUUUUUAAGAACCGUAUAG